AUGGACAGGCGCCUUCGGCAUCCGCCUCCGCCUGUCAGACGUUUGCUUCUCUUGUGGCUCUGGGGGCGCCUGCCCGUCCGAGGUUGGCAGUCCGUGAUUCUGCAACCUGAGCCUCCUCUUCAGGUCGGGCUGCCUCAGCUGCUGGGAGCCGCAUCUUCUGGUGCUCACGUCUUGCUUGCUCUCGGUGUGCAUCUUCUCCGUGCUCUGUCCUGCGUGUCUCGUGAAGUGGCGAGAGUCUUCCUGGAGAUCCGACAGGAGGAUUGGUGCGAGGAUCAGCAAGUUGCAAGUGGUGUCUUCUCGAAACAGGGAGCCUCUGUGUUGUCGGACACAAGCGAUGUCGUCUUGCAAGAGGGAGCCUCCUUGUUGUCAUAUUCGCCAUCACCAGGGCGAGGCGACGGAGUUGACUCCGCGGCUUUGGGUGCAGCAUCAAAUACUUCAGUCGGCGGGCUAAGCAGCUCGCGCAGCAAAGAAACUGAACGCCUUUCUUGUGCACGGGACGACGCCCUGGGCUCCUUUGUUGGGGGACUAGUCAAGUUUGAUGUUGCUAAGUUUGGUAAUUUCGACUUGAGCCUUCAACUGCCGUGGGAGACCGAUUUUGCAAAGGGCCUGCUUGAUCCAGAUUGUGCAUGGGACCCCUUGAAUGGCUUCAAGCAGGAUUCGAAGAUUCCUCCUUUGUCGAUCCCAACUCCUGGAAAUCCACUAUCCAAGCAGCCUGCCAAGGAGUGUAAUACUGGUGCGAUCUUUGCUUGGGCUGUGUCACUUGGUGCUGCGGCCAGGGACCCUGCAGCUGAAAGAGAGCGAAAGUUCGACCAAGGUGUGUGCAUGUGGAGCCGGUUGGUCCUGAGAUAUUCGGCAUGCUGCACGCUUUAUGAUUGUGUUUUAGAUGGCCAAGGUGCAGGCGAGAACACUUAUGUUUUGAUCGAAGCUGCAGUCUCUGCGGCCGUGGGAGUCAAGUCGCCACACACCAUCCAUAAGAGAGCGGCUUCCUUUUGGGCUUUUGUUCGUUGGGUAGAUGCCCAUGAGCCUCAGUCUGCCGAGAAGUUGCACGAGGUACAAGUGUGGAACUUUGUGCAGUUCCUUAAAGCUUCCGAGGCACCCGCAUCAAAAGCAUCGUCUGUGAUCAGCUCCUUCAGAUUUGCGCACUUUGUGCUGGGGUUCAAAGUCUCGGGCAUCAUCGAGUCAAAACGAAUUUGCGGUGCCGCGGAGCAGCAACUUGUGAAGGUCAGGAAACUGAGACAAGCCCUAGAUCUUAGGGUUUCGCAGAUCCUUGAGCUUCAUGCGCGGCUGGAGUCCGGAGCUCUGCACUGCUUCGACAGGGCUCUUCUUGCAUCCAUCUUGAUUAGGCUGUAUGCCAGGGCACGUCCCAGCGACUUCUUGUUUAUCGAAUCGGUUGAGGUCGACUGCCCCGCCGAUUCAGACUACCCUCUGCUAGUCUUUGAAGUCUCUGAGCACAAGGGGGCAAGAAAAGUUCAGCUUAAGAAUAAGCUCCUUCCAAUCUUGGUGCCAAUGAUCGGAGUGCAUGGAAAGUGCUGGAUCAACGAGGCGUUGAGCGCCUUCAAGGUGGGCCGUGCCUUGCGUGCAUUCUUGGGCGAGCCUGAAGAAAUCCUUGAUGCAUCCGUGCCGAGAGACCUCAAAAGUAUACUGGGCAGGCAUGCCUCGUCUGUCAAGACUACUCAGGCCAUCUACAGCAGAGAGCUUGCGGCCGCCCCAGUGCGAAGGUUGCAAGACUUGAUCAGAGAGAUCGUGGCCGGGCGGUUCAUGCCCGACAGCAGUCGGUCGAGUUACUUCCCAAAGAUGCCGAGCACCAAGGAAGCUGGAAAGGCAAUCACGUGUCAGGACGGUUCGCCUCCUGGAAAAGGUGUGGUCAAGAUUGAAGUGUUCAGUAGUGACGAGUCUGGUUCAGAGCCGGGAGAUUCGUCUGAUAGCGAAUCCUCUGGAUCGUCUGCAAGUUCUUCGAGCUCUUCGGCAGAGGAGGCCGCUCAGCCCAUUGUGCGACGGUGGAAGAGAGCCAAAGUGGAGUCUACUGACCAGGUGUGGUAUGUUCACACCGGUAGUGGAGUUUUGCAUCUGCUCGCGAGUCCUGAGGAGGCUCCGAUGUUGCUCGCAUGUGGGCGACCGGUGAAUAAGAAUUACCGGGAGGCUACGAGAGAGGAAGUCGGUCUUAGCCGGGACACGCUCCGUGCUUUUGCAGCUCAUGGAAUCGACGCUUCGAGUAAGUUGGCUUACUCGUGCGGCCAACCGGGGGCGCCGUUGCCUCAAUCGGACUUUGAUGACUUCAUUGCUACCGUGAUACCUGCAGCUCUCUUGGGCGAGAAAGGAGUGUUGGUUGAAGGGUCCUUGGAGCCGUCGCAUGGGCUCCUCAAUGCUGCUUGCCGCAUGGAACGUGAAGGCCAGCUGCGCUACAUUGCACCUGAGCAGUGUGGCACAAGAAUGUAUGAAAUCCAGAACGUCAAGGCGCACAAGGUUCUUUCUUUGGAAGAGGGCAAGCUUGCGAUUUCAGAAGAAAAGGAUUUGCCUGAGGUCACUUGUGGGUCCGCCUUGUUGCUGCAGGAGGCUUUGAAAAGGCGUGGGAUCGCCCUUCAGUUUGCGGGUGUGGCUUCGUUCCUCGCUCACGAGAAGUAUGUAUUGAAGCUCUUCGGCCACAUGGGUCGAGAGCCCCCUCCGGGGCACGCGAGAACCAGUGUGCACCAGCUCCUCACUGCUGACCGCCAGGUUUGGACAAAGUUGAUCGAGGACGAGGUUAGCCCAAGGGGCAGCCCCGCUGGCACCUACCCCGUGGACGAUGCACUGUUACCCGCGUUGCAAUCGUACGAUGUCACUGUUGCGCUGCUCCCCAGGGAAUCCUCUAAGGAUGGCAAGAAGCGGUUUGCUCCGACCAAGAAGGAUCAGAAUGAGCGUGAACAGAAGGUUGGCAAAGGUGACGGAGGCAAGGGUUCUGGCAAAGGCAAGGGCAAGCGUCCAGCAUGGCAGCCAAGUGUGCCGGAGGCUAUACGCAAACUCGGCGGGAGUGCCCAAACUCCGGACAAGAAGCGCAUUUGUUUCUCCAGGAGUGUCCACAGCGCAAAAAGUGACAUCCGAUCCGCACUGCGGAUGUGCAUAUGGCUUGUGCUCCAAGCUUUUCCGGAGGCCGAUUUUGGCGCGGUUGCAGUUUUUAAGAAUUUGCGAACACCUCUACAUGUCGACAUUAACAACUCUCCGGGAUCGGUAAAUUACUUGAUUCCUGUGUCCUCUUUCACAGGUGGCGAGGUGUGGCAAGAAGGACAGGGAUCCGUUGUUGUGCGCGAUGAGUUGGGCCAUCCACUCAUGGGCUCGCUCCUUCCGGUUGCAGAUGGGCCCUGUGUCGUAGAUCCGCGACGCACCCAUUGUACCAUGCCGUGGGUCGGUGAGCGAGUGCUUCUCGUUGCAUUUAAGCCUGCGCAUACUCGUGAUUUGUCCACAGCCUUCAAACAGCAACUCCAGAGCUUAGGCUUUCCGAGCCGGGCAUUAGGUUUGUGUGCGUCGGAGGCAAAUUUGUUGCCUCCAUCACCGCCUCUGCCAGAGGCCAGCUUGCUGCCGACGAGACCGGUUCUUCCGAACUCUGAUGUCGUUUGGAAUGACCCCCUUGUUAUCGAGCUUUUUGCGGGCAACGGCCGUGUCACUGCUUGCCUCAAGCAGUUGGGACUUUCGGCUGCUGGGGUUGACCGUAAUCCUAGUAAGUCCGUGUCCUUCUGUCUACCGGCGGACCUCACCUCGGCUCGAGGCCAGAAGCUGUGCAAGGAGUGGCUCGCCUCUCCUAGAUUGGCCGGCAUUUUUGCUACGCCCCCAGCCUUCACCGCUGCCACUGCUGAUGCAAUCACAUUCUUGUUGCAUGUGUUGUCCACAUCCUUGACCAAUGGAGUCCUUUGUGCCAUCGCGAAUCCUCGACAAAGUGCUCAGCCUCCGGCUAGCAAGAUUCCUCCGCUCGUCCCGGAACAUAAGCGUGUGGUCGUGCUUCGCCACCCGCACGUGCCGAUAGGUCAAAGUGGGGGCGACGAGACUGUGAAAGUAGGUUUGUGGGAAAUGGCUUGGGGAAUUCCUUGGGACCCAGAAGAGUUUUUGAAGACGGCCAAUGAUUCUCUUGAUGCAUUGGACGAGAAGAAUGACGCCGAAGUAACCGAGCUUAGAGCUAGGGUUAUUAAGGAGUGGGUUCACCUUUCGGUUUCCCUUGCUCAGGAUGAAGCAAAGUUGAAAGCAAGCAUGCACCCUGACGUCCGUGCCAUCACCGAACCGAAACGCAUUUUGCUGUGGGAGUCUCUGAUGGCGAAGUACGCUUAUCCUGACCCUGGAGUGUCCAGUCUCCUCAAGGAAGGGAUUCCCUUAGUGGGUCACGCGCCCAUCUCGGGCGUCUUUAAGCCGAAGUUCAAACCUAUGCAAGCCACGCCAGAGCAAGUGCGCGAGGAUUUUCAUGAUUUUCGGAAAAAGGUCCAUAAGUCCCUUAAACCCCAGGAGCACUCCCUAAUGUCCGAAGUUUUUGAAAAGACUAAGAAGGAGCUAGAGGCGGGCUGGAUCAUUGGCCCUCUUAGCGAAUCCAACUUGUGCUCAGGAACUUUGGUGAGCAGGCGGUUCGGAUUGCGGCAAGGCCCGAAGGUUAGGUGCAUUGACAACUUGACUUCGUCUGGGGUAAACUUAGCAGUGCAAGCUUAUGAAGCUCCCCAACCGCAGUCCACUGAUGUGGUGGCUUCCACGUGCCAGCGUCUUCUUAGGUACAUCAGAAGGAAAGUAGGCAAGGCCGUCUUCAACCUCUUGGGAAAGGCUUUUGAUCUUACCGCUGCUUAUAGGCAGCUACCGGUGCACCCGGGCAGCGAGUGGGCUUCAUACAUUUGCUUGAUCCAUCCGGAGACUCAUGAGAGAGUGUACUUCCGCAUGAGGGCGAUGCCAUUUGGCUCUUCCAUGGCGGUGUAUAGUUUCUUGAGAAUCAGCCACUCGCCCAAAGCCCUCCUUCUGCCCUGGUCGUCGUUUUUCGAUGACUAUAUAACAUUUGCCACUUCCGGCCAAGCUCUGUCGGCGGAAUCGUCUGUCACUGCAAUGUUCAAGUUACUUGGAUGGGCCUUCGCUGAGUCCGGUGACAAAUCGCAUGACUUUGCAAAAUGCUUCACUGCAUUGGGAAUAGUUGCUGACCUGAGUCAGGUUCGCGACGGGGUGAUUUACUUCAAGAAUACGGAAAAGCGUAUUGAGGAAAUCAAAUCCUUUGUGCAAAAGGUGUUGGAGGACGGCCGUCUUCCACAUCAUGAAGCGCUUCGCCUCAGAGGGAGGUGUCAGUCUGCAGAUUCUCAAAUCUUCGGCCGCACUGGGAAGAAGUGUCUAGGAUUGAUCACUGCACACGCCUAUGGUCUCGAGGAGGCUAUCAGUCACGAGCUUCGCGUGUCGCUUGAAAGGUUUCUGCAAAGGCUUGAGUGCGAUGCACCGCGACUUAUCAAGAUCCUUGAAGGCGGGUUCUGGAAGGUGUACACGGACGCAUCCUAG
Symbiodinium sp. CCMP2592 is the source of this 5481-nucleotide messenger RNA. The record is from the annotation of a GenBank genome assembly. NCBI's taxonomy places the organism in Eukaryota, Dinophyceae, Suessiales, Symbiodiniaceae.